AUGGGUCUCUCCCGGUCGGCCAGGAUCACCAUCCUCCUCGUCAUCGAUGUCAGCUUCUUCUUUGUCGAGCUCAUCGUCGGAUACGCGGUUGGAUCCCUGGCUCUCGUCGCGGACAGUUUCCAUAUGCUCAAUGAUGUCAUGAGCCUGCUGGUUGCUCUAUAUGCUAUCAAGCUCACGAAUGAGAGCUCGUCCCCAGACUCGCGAUAUUCAUAUGGGUGGCACCGUGCAGAGAUCCUUGCGGCCCUCAUCAAUGGUGUCUUCCUCCUUGCCCUUUGCCUGUCCAUUUCGCUGGAAGCUAUCGGUCGGUUCUUCACUACGCCAGACAUCUCGAACCCGAAGCUUGUUGUCAUUGUGGGAUCUUUGGGCCUAGCAUCGAAUAUAGUCGGUCUCUUCCUGUUCCAUGAGCACGGUCAUUCGCAUGGUCACUCACAUUCACACUCCCCUUCACCUCGUUCUUCCAAAGCUACUUCUCGCGCGUCUAGCAUCGCCGCAUCCUCGAGCACAGAGAACCUUCGGGAUGGAGAUAUAACACCAACCCCGAAGCAAAGCAUUCCGAUUCGAGGCCGCUCUCCUGUCCGUCACCAGACACAUUCCCCCGCAGAAUCCUUCUCCCUCUACGGCCAUCCUGCUGCCACGCGCGCUUCACUCGUGCAAACGGCCCACGAAAUCGCGCGAUCGUCGAUCGAUUCCGUUUCCUCCCCUCUUCCGACCCCCGCUCCCGGCCAACAUCUUGUGCCAGUCCCACCAACGCCCUCAGAGCCUUCGCCUCUCAACGGUACCAGUGAGGGUACCCCGCUUCUCCACGAUGAUGAUGACGGCCACGAUCACAAGCACGGACACGGCCACGCGCAUGGUUCUAUGAACAUGCGAGCACUUGUCCUCCAUGUGCUCGGCGACGCGCUUGGCAACGUGGGCGUCAUCGCCACAGGUCUUAUCAUCUGGUUGACAGAGUGGAAGUACAAGUUCUAUUGCGACCCGGUGAUCAGCUUGGUGAUAACUGUUAUCAUUUUCUCGAGUGCUCUACCGUUGGUCCAGAGCGCGUCCUUUAUCCUUCUGCAGGGAGUUCCCUCUACAGUCUCGCUGGAAGAAGUCAGGGAUUCCAUACUGGACGUGGAUGGCGUGCUUUCUUUGCACGAGUUACAUGUUUGGCAACUCUCCGAAAACAAACUUGUAGCGUCCGUCCAUGUCCUUGCGUCACGGAACCACGACUUUAUGCCUAUUGCCGUCAAAAUCCGCGAAGUCCUCCAUCACCUCGGCAUCCAUUCAUGUACGAUCCAGCCAGAGUACCACUCAACCUCGACGAUACCGGAUGAACAUCUCAAGACGUUGGCCAAUACGUCAUGUCUUAUCUUGUGUCCAGCAGAUGCCGCCUGUAACCCAUCAGAACACGCUUGUUGUCCGCCACAAACAGUCGACGUCUAA
This is a messenger RNA of Cyclocybe aegerita, 1422 nucleotides long. The record is from the annotation of a GenBank genome assembly. Lineage: Eukaryota; Fungi; Basidiomycota; Agaricomycetes; Agaricales; Hemipholiotaceae.